AUGAAUUUCACACCUGUGGAAGCCAACGUGACAAAAGAUGAAAAUUACCUGGAAUUCCUUGUUACUGCCGUUAUCAAGAAUAUGAUAGUCCUCUUUCUAAGCAUUACCAUACUCUCUGUAAAUGCUACAAUGGUCCACACAUUCAAGACGCAUCAUAUCUUAAAGCUGAACCCUCGCUACAUCCUUUUCAUCAACCUGGUUCUCAACGACAUGAUCCAGCUGACCAUCAGCACUUCCCUCUACAUCUUAGCCCACGUUUUCCGGACCCUCUACGUCCCCCUGUGUGUUUUCUUCAUCUUUGUCGUCAGUCUCGCCACCAUAAACACUCCUCUGAUUCUUGCUUUUAUGGCAGCAGAGUGUUACAUUUCUGUCUGCUUUCCUCUCCGUUACAACAACAUAUGUACUCUUAAAAAAACGUAUAUUGUUGUUGGCAUUAUCUGGGCAACAAGCUCUCUUUCUGUCCUCCUUGACAUCUUCAUCCUUGUGGCCACUGAACAGCAGCAGUUCUUUAAUUCUAGAGUGUUUUGUGACAGAGACAGUCUUUUCAGGAGCAGCUACAGUUUAAAUAGAAGGAAUGCAUUUCACAUUUUUUUCCUGGUUCUGGUUUGGCUCACAUUGUUCUACACUUUCUUCAGAAUCUUGUUUGUGGCCAAAGCAGCAAAUGCAGAUCCAACCAAAGCUCGAAACACACUGUUGCUUCAUGGUUUCCAGGUGCUGUUGUGUAUGAUGGUGUAUGUGCACCCUUUUUUAACACCAUUCCUCAAAGAUUUGAUACCUGAAGACAGAAGAUCCGUAAAUUUUACAAUUUAUAUCAUGAUCCAAAUAAUUCCUCGAUUUUUGAAUCCUGUUGUCUAUGGAUUACGUGACAAGACAUUCAGAAGAUACCUUAGAAGAUAUUGCAUCUGCCUUCAGAUAAGUUUUACAAAGACGACAUUGAAGAUGUAG
Cololabis saira (Pacific saury) is the source of this 945-nucleotide messenger RNA. Its product is annotated as odorant receptor 131-2-like. The coding region runs from base 1 to 945 and encodes 314 amino acids. Gene Ontology annotation, cellular component: membrane. Gene Ontology annotation, biological process: G protein-coupled receptor signaling pathway. The record is from RefSeq and is a predicted model, not a curated record. Gene Ontology annotation, molecular function: G protein-coupled receptor activity. Lineage: Eukaryota; Metazoa; Chordata; Actinopteri; Beloniformes; Belonidae. The transcript has 2 exons.